Molecule: messenger RNA, 788 nt
Organism: Durio zibethinus
Lineage: Eukaryota; Viridiplantae; Streptophyta; Magnoliopsida; Malvales; Malvaceae
Cellular component (GO): U2-type spliceosomal complex; post-mRNA release spliceosomal complex
Source: RefSeq, a predicted model, not a curated record
AUGUAAAAGGAAGAAAUCCGAAUUCAAAUCAAAAGCCGAGUCCUUUUUAUUGCUCUUAAAACAAUAAACGGUAAAACCAGGGAGCUCUCUUUCAUGGCUACCCAGGAGGAAUCAAUAGAACAAGCCGCUGCGUCACGUCGAGAGAGGCUUAGAGCUCUUAAAGCAGCUCAGGAACUACUGAACGCCCCAGAGGAAGAUUCUGCUCAAGCUGCUGAGAACCAAACAGAUGAAACUAAUGAAGAAAAUAAUCCCAGCAUGAAGUUUCGAAAUUAUGUACCUCAUGACAAACAGCUUCAGGAGGGUAAAGUUGCUCCCCCGCUGCUGCCAAAGUUUGAAGACCCUGUUGCAGCAGCACCUCCACCAUCAGAAGACAAAGAGGAUCCAUUUGUUAACAUUGCUCCUAAGAAACCAAACUGGGAUCUCCGAAGGGAUGUGCAGAAGAAGCUUGAUAAGCUUGAAAGGCGCACACAGAAGGCAAUAUACAAACUUAUGGAGCAACAAGAACAAGAAAAACAGUCGGAUGGAGGAAAUGGCAUUGAAGAUUAGAAUUAGAUAUCAAAGUCAAAGACUUGUUGAACCACUCAGAUCAUUAACUAAAGAAUGGUGGUCUGUCGAAGCAUACGAAUGAAACAGUUGUGGGGGUACAAUAUGUUAUUUAAUAGUGAAUUGGCAACAGGAAAAAGCUUAAAUCAUUUGAGACUAAAAUGUGUAUGAUUACGUUGUCUAUACCCUAGAUGUUGCAUGAUUCGUGUUCAUCAUAAUACUGAAAUGUUAGCAGAAGUGAACCA